Molecule: messenger RNA, 1459 nt
Organism: Aspergillus aculeatus ATCC 16872
Lineage: Eukaryota; Fungi; Ascomycota; Eurotiomycetes; Eurotiales; Aspergillaceae
Product: sulfotransferase family protein
Exons: 2
Coding region: 407-1159 (250 amino acids)
Source: RefSeq, a predicted model, not a curated record
CACUUUAACCUGCCAGGCGAUGUCAAGAGCCUUGCUCAAAACGAGCUGGAUAUACUUUAUCACUUUAUUGUCGGUGUUGUCGAACCCUGAGACGCGAACCGGCCAAUCAAGCUUUAUGCGGUCCGAGAUGACCAGUAAGCACUGCUAGGUAGAUUGGUUUCCACGGCUGAGACUUCAAGGUUGCAGUCAGCCACCAUAACCUAGUAUAUAAGACAAAAACAUGAACAGAGGCAAGCCCAAGGUGACACUUCCCUGCCAGGAUUCAAUCUUUCUUCUUCCUGUCGAUUGCGAAGCCAACGUUACACGAACCGUCUCUUUCCGCCGCAAAUAGAACUUAAUCAAGCCCCUCGACCACCGUCAUCACAACCUCUCCCCUUCAGCCCUUACCCACAGAGCCACCCUCAAAAUGAACCCUCUCAUCAGAACCCUCUACGGCUAUCCCCCGCCACCACCCCGCCACCGCACCCAACCCAUCCGCAUCCUAUGCGUAGGCCUCCCCCGCUCCGGCACAGAGAGCCUCAGCCUCGCCCUGACCCAACUGGGCUACACCCCCUUCCACGGCUGGGACCUAGUCUUCGACACGGCCGCGCACAUCCAGGCGUGGGCGCAGCUGGCCAGACGCAAAUACGCGCCCUCCGCGACCACCCCGCGGGAUGACCCGAUCACGCGGGCGGACUUCGACGCCCUCCUCCCCGGCGACUGCGACGUGGUCAUCGACUCGGCCGCCGCCCUCUUCACGCCCGAGAUCCUGCAGGCCUACCCGGACGCCAAGGUCAUCCUCAACACGCGCCGCGACGUGGCCGCGUGGCAGCGCAGCGCGCGGCAGGCGUUCGUGACGGACGGCGCCGCGCACUGGGGUCUCUGGGUGUUGCAUCUGUUCAGUGCGGAGGUGUUUUGGCUGUGGCGCUUGUAUUAUGCCGUUGGGUAUCCGGGGUUGUUUGGGGCGAGGACGGUGGAGGAGGGGGUCGUGGGCAAGGGGAGACGGGUGUAUCGGGAGCAUGGGUGGUUGGUUAGGGGGCUGGUACCUUCUGAUAAUUUGUUGGAGUGGAAUGUGGAGGAUGGGUGGGGGCCUUUGUGUGAGUUUCUGGAGAAGGAGGUCCCGCAGGAGCCGUUCCCCCAAACGAAUACCGGGGAAGGUUUUCGGAAUCGAGUUGAGUAGAGAGUCGGGCCCUGGCGGCGGACGGCUUUGGUGAAUUUUGCCAUUACGGUCACUUCGGCCGGGGUGCUGGGGACGGCGGUGGUGUUCGGGGCGAGGAAGGGGGGCUUGUGGUGGCCUGCUGUCAGGGAGAUUCCGGGGGUGAUCGGGGCGCGGUGGUUUUAGAGGAGCGGAAUUGAUAGGGUGGAAGGGUAUACGGUCUGUGGAAAGAGGGUAUAUUUACAAUGAUGGUUUUCAUUUCUACGAUGCAGUGGAUCUACAGUUUGUCGUCGGUGUAGCGGGAGGGAGAGAUUAUAAGAAUCA